UCAAACUGCUGACGAGCACUCACACACAUGCACGCGAGUACACACAAAUGGUAUUGGUUUUUUUUCUCGACUCGGCGCAGAACCUUUUUAAUUCAGAAAUUGAAAUUUACAAAACUUGGAGUUUCGCAAAUUGAGCUUCCACGAUGAGCGCGGGGAGUCACUACUCCAUUCACUCGGUGUGCCGCACCUGCCUGUCCACACUGGAUAACACGGCCGCGUACGACCUGUUCCUGGUGCCCGGGUUGGCGAAAAAACUCUGCGUCUGCACCUCCCUGUCCGUGGAGCAGACGGACGGGUUCCCCAAGAAUCUUUGCACUGUGUGCUACACGAAGCUAAAUGACCUGCACGACUUCCAGAAGCAGUGCGUGGACUCGGCGCAGAAGUUCCAGGACCUGGUGGCCAGCAACGCCUUCGCCUGCCAGAGCAACUUCGAUGCCCUGGACCCCAGUGCAGCAGUGGCGGAUCUUCCCCCCGAGGAGGAGGACAACGUUAACUUCGACCCCCUGCUCAACUCCAAGAUAGAGAUAAUGGAGAACGAGGAGGAUGUAUUCAAGAUGCUGGAGACGGUGGAGAAGGAACUCGACGAGGUUGAGAAGCAGGAGAUGGCCCAACCCUUCGGCAUCCAGCCGGAGGACUCUUCUUUCGAAAGUGGCAACGACAACGAUCAGGACGAGGAGUUCCAGAUGAACAGCAGUGACGACGACAUUCCGCUGGCCCAACGGAGCACCCGAGUAUCUACUCGUGGGUCCGCCAGCAAGGCCAAGGCGAAGAGCAAGCCAGCCGUCAAGCGGGACGAGGAGUCGGACGAGACCAGUUCCUCGGAAGACUCUGACGACGACGACACCAGGGACAAGCCGAAACGCAAACGGAUUCCUGCCACGGAGCGCGACCGGCACCGGCUAAUCGACUGCCACAUCUGCCAUCAGAAGUUCAAGAAGGCCAUUCGGUACGAGGAGCACAUGAAGCAUCACAACGACCUCCUGCCUUACCAGUGCACCGUGGAGAGCUGCAGGAAAGGCUUCACCACCGCCAACGGCCUACGCGUUCAUGUGGAGCAUGCCCACACGGAGAGUUCGGCCAUGCAUCCCUGCACCUACGAGGGAUGCAACAAAACGUUUGCCAGGCCCGUGCUGCUGAGCUUCCACAUGAAGCGGGUGCACAAGGUGGACACUCCGUCGAGGGACUUCCCCUGCACGGAAUGCGAAAAGGUCUUCCGCUGCCCCACGGCCCUCAAGAAGCAUAUGUACAAGCACACGGGCGAGGAGCUGCCAUUCGCUUGCGAGAUCUGCGGCAAGCGCUUCCCCAUCAACAGUGUUCUGCGCGACCACUUGCUCCGGCACGCUGGCAUCAAGAAUCACGUCUGCCCCUACUGCGGCGUGGGCAAGACCACCAGGCAGGAGUGGAACAAGCACAUCCUGACGCACACCAAGGAGAAGAAGUACGAGUGCCGGCUGUGCGACCACGCCUCCCACAACAAGCAGGCCCUGGCCAACCACGUGAAGGUGGUGCACGAGAAGCGGAAGGACUUCGCCUGCCAAUAUUGCGGCAAGACGUUUGGAAAGUCGCACGCGUGCAAGAUCCACGAGAGAAGCCACACGGGCGAGAAGUGCUGUGAGUGCAAGAUCUGCGGAAAGGUGUUCCUGUUCGAGAAGGGCCUGACCAAGCAUCUGAAGACACACGAGAAGAGGGAUCUGCCCAAGACGCAGCCGACUCCCAAUCCUCUGGCAACCGACGCGGCUGGCGGGUCCGCCUCUACGACGAUUGCCAAGCCCAGUCCGCAUUUGCGGGGACGCGUAGAACGCGUGGACAUUGCUCAGUUGGCGGGCACAGUGGCCAAUCCGAUACCCUCGGUCAAUCUGCCAUCGUGGUCGCCCCAAGUGAACUUCACCAAGAAGGAGGGCCAGCAUAUGUGCCCCGACUGCGGCAAGGGCUUCAACCACGUCAGCAACAUGAAGCUACACUACAAGGUGGUGCACCAGAAGGUGAAGGACUUUUGCUGCCGCUUCUGCCCAAAACGAUUCGCCAAGAAGCAGUACCUCCGGCACCACGAAUACAUUCACACGGGCGAAAAGCCGUACGAGUGCAAGAUUUGCGGCAAGCAUUUCCGCCAGGAGCAGGUGCUUAAGACGCAUAUGAAGGUGCACGACAAGCCUCCACGUCCACCGGGCAAAACCAAGGAGCCCACGGGCCCCAAAUCGGAGACAAGCAGCACAUCGGUGAAGCGACAGCAGCCAAAGAACUUCGAGCAGUACCAGGAUCCGGCUGCCGAAAGGGCUGCUGCCACGGCAGAACUUCUGGCCUACCAGAUCGAGGAGAACGAGGCAAAGCGCAAGGCCGAGGCGGAGCUACGGAAAAUCCAGGAGGCGGCCUUCGAGCAACUCAACAAGCUGCAGAAACAGACAAACACGUACGACGGAUUCUACGCCCAAAAAGCAGAGGCGGAAGGUACAUCCGUGGACGCUCUGAAGCUGGACCACGUCUGAGAACAUGGACGGCGAGAAUUCUCCCUUUUCGCAGCCCGUGUCUGCUCUUUUCUAUUGUGUUUUUCUGUGAAGGACAUAUGCGUUAUAGGUCUUUAAGGAUUACCAACUAGUUUUCGUAUUUUGAACGCCUGGUUUUUAAACAAUUUUCUAUGUAAACUUUAUUUUUCGCUCAGAUCAUUGAGUUUGCACAUUAAUGCAUUCAAUAAUAAGUGACAAUUUAUUUAACUAA
Molecule: messenger RNA, 2712 nt
Organism: Drosophila ananassae
Lineage: Eukaryota; Metazoa; Arthropoda; Insecta; Diptera; Drosophilidae
Gene: D19B
Product: zinc finger protein 26
Exons: 2
Coding region: 144-2483 (779 amino acids)
Biological process (GO): regulation of transcription by RNA polymerase II
Cellular component (GO): nucleus
Molecular function (GO): DNA-binding transcription factor activity, RNA polymerase II-specific; RNA polymerase II transcription regulatory region sequence-specific DNA binding; zinc ion binding
Source: RefSeq, a predicted model, not a curated record